Molecule: messenger RNA, 4096 nt
Organism: Pongo pygmaeus (Bornean orangutan)
Lineage: Eukaryota; Metazoa; Chordata; Mammalia; Primates; Hominidae
Gene: CTRL
Product: chymotrypsin like
Biological process (GO): proteolysis
Molecular function (GO): serine-type endopeptidase activity
Source: RefSeq, a predicted model, not a curated record
UAGUUAAACAGAUGGCUGUGUCAUUCUUGAAUGGGGUGGGCGGGCAGGCAGCCAGCAGGGCUCUGUAGCUAAGGCGUCCCUGCAGGGGCCAUUACCUACCAUAGCUCUAGUGUCUGGCCUAAGAGAUGCCCUUCACCCAUAACCUUAGGCACCUACAACUCCAGAACCCCAGCCCUGGCCAGCAUUGCAGGCUUGGUCUCCACCCAAACCUUCCUUCUGACUCCACACCUUGGAGGCUCCCCCACCACUCCACUGCCUUGCUCUUGCCCUCUAGUCCACUGGACACUUGUAAAACAUGAAAUACCCCAUGUAUUACACCCUCCUAGAGACUUUCCAUGGCUCCUCAGUGGCCCAGGACAAAGCUCGUACCUUUCAAUCAGGCCCCCACAGGCCCCACUGAGGGCUAAAGUGCUGACAAGAGGAGCCGCUCCCUGACUCCAAGGCAAGUUCUCACCAAGCACUCCUCAACCUCGCAACAUCCUUACCCGUGACACCCCUCAGGUGACGAGGCAUGCCUGCACUGCUCACAUGAAGCUCAGCUUCUGUCUGCACAUGCUGGGCUUGUGACUCCAAGUUUUCCAGGCUAAUAAGGGUCACAGGACUCACAUGGGGAGAGAUGACACGUUUCUCCAACCAACCUUUGCUGGGCCCCUACUGAGUCUCAGGCCUGGCUGCUGGGUGCCAGCAAAAGCAUCCUGCCCUCAGCAAGAACGGCUGAACUCCGCUGGAGCUUCAGAAAUGUCAGGGAGAGUCUGCCCAGGGCCCAGGGAGGGUCUAUACCGGGCUGGACAUCUCUGGGCCGCUGAGUGUGCUCCCUGCACCCCAACAUUCUAUUAUGAAUAUUUGUAAAUGUAACAGAAAAGUAGAAAGAGUUGUAUAUUGAAUACCCUUAUACUGUCAGGGCACCACAGACCUGACCGUAUUUUGUUAUAUUUGCUUUAUCAUCUAUCCAUCCCUCUAUCCAUUAAUUCAUCUUUUUUUUUUUUUUUUUUGAGACAGAGUCUCGCUCUGUCACCCAGGCUCUGGAGUGCAGUGGUGCAAUCUCAGCUCACUGCAAGCUCCGCCUCCCAGGUUCACACCAUUCUCCUGCCUCAGCCUCCCAAGUAGCUGGGACUACAGGUGCCCACCACCACGCUUGGCUAAUUUUUUUUUUGUAUUUUUAGUAGAGACGAGGUUUCACUGUGUUAGCCAGGAUGGUCUUGAUCUCCUGACCUCGUGAUCUGCCCACCUCAGCCUCCCAAAGUGCUGGGAUUACAGGCGUGAGCCACCGCGCCCAGCCAAUUCAUCUCACUUUUUGACCGAUGCAGUUUCUUUGAGAUGGGGUCUAGCUCCAUCGCCCAGGCUGGAAUGCAGUGGUGCACGCAUGGCUCACUGCAGCCUUGAACUUAAGGGCUCAAGUGAUCCCUCCUGCCUCAGCCUUCUGAGUUGCUGGGACUACAGGUGUGUACCAUCAUGCCCAGCUCAUUUCUUAAUUAAAAAAAUUUUUUUUUAGUAGAGACAGGGUUUCAUCAUGUUGCUCAGGCUGGUCUCGAACUCCUGGAAUCAAGCCUCCUACCUCUGCCUCCCAAAGUUUUGGGAUUACAGGUGUGAGCCACCACACCCAGCCCUGAUCUGUUCUUGAAUCAGUUAAAGCCCUCACACUCCCGGAAGGCCGCCAGCCAAUGCACCUGUUGGAACUUUGCACACAGGGUGGCUUCUCCCUUCAACCUUGGCCUGCAGCUCAGUAACAAAUGGGCUGCAGACACCAGGGGCUUGCCCAUGGGAGCCCCAAGGCCUAAAGAGGGUGGCAGAGAUUUGAUGUCUGUCAUUCUCCACCUGCAGCCUCAGUCCACGGUCGGCCAGGCACCAAGAGCUCACACUUUGCCCUCCUAAAUGCCAGGCCCUUCAUAAGUAUCAUCUCAUUGUUAAGAGUGGGGGCUUCAGCGCCAGACAAAUGCGGGUUUAUGUACAACUCAACCACGUGCUGGUGGGAGAGUCACCAUCUCUGAGCAGACCUGUGACUCCUGUUCCAAACGGACGAGGAACCACUGAGAUGAUGUGUUAGGACUCCCAGCCUGCCAGAACCUCACAGCCCCUGGCCCUUCACAGCAAAGUCGACCACAGUGAGCAUUCCCUCCACCAGUCAGAACACCCUGGACGCUGAGCGGCCUUCUCUGAGAGCCUGGUGCCUUUCAUAGCCCUGGGUGACUCCUCUGAUCCCAGCCACCAGGUUGUCACUAUAGACCUAAUUUAACCAUCUGUCCUCAGUAUGCAGGGCUCAACAUUUGGAACGGGAGGUGGUUCUGGGAGCCAAUUAGAGGCCAGGCUUUGGGAGGUGGCAGAGGUGAGAACCUCACACCUGGGCUCUGUCUGAUAAGUCUAGGCCUGGGUCAGGGGACCUUGGCCUAAAGGGCCUGUCUUGCCCGGAGCGUGGGAGGGGGCUGAGUCUACACAGCUGGCCUGGCCUCAGGCCUGGAGCUUUAGCUCAAGGACGAGAAGACCCAUAAAGCCAGACCCAGCUCCCAACCUCACAUCUGCCACGAUGUUGCUGCUCAGCCUGACCCUAAGCCUGGUUCUCCUUGGCUCCUCCUGGGGUGAGUGGGUCAGGACCAGCCCUGAUUCAGCCCUGGGAGCAACUCAGCUCCCAGCACCAGCCCAGGGAAGGAGCUAGGCUGGCUGGAAGGGACGAAGGUGGACAGAGUAGGCAAAAGAAACAGGAUAUGCCAGGGCAGGGGAGCAGGAACAGGCCUGCAGGGCUGGGAGGGGGCAAGAGGUGGGGUGGUCUCACGAAUAGGACCAGAGAUUGAGCCAGGCCCUGGAGCCCGGGAGGGUUUAGGAAGCUGAGACAGGAAGACCUGUCCAUGUCUUUUAGAAAGAACCUUCUGGCUGCAUGAAGGGUAUGAACUGUUCAGGUCGGGAGGGGCAGAGAGAUCAGGGGUAGAGAUGGGGAACAGCGGGGACUAGGCUGGAGAAAGAUGUAGGAGAACAGCAGGGCUGGGGGACUGGUUGGAUGGGGAUAACCAAGAUAGCUGUGGGGCCCGAAGGUGCUUGCAUGUACCCGGUUGGGGAAGGGGUAGUGCUGUAUCCUCUCGACAGACCUCUCUGGGGUGAACAGCCUGGGGCACCCAAGAUGAGGUGGAGAAAGGUGGGCUGAGGCAUGGGAAGCAGGUCCUCAUUAGCCCAAUGGCCAGGCUGCGGCGUUCCUGCCAUCAAACCGGCACUGAGCUUCAGCCAGAGGAUUGUCAACGGGGAGAAUGCAGUGUCGGGCUCCUGGCCCUGGCAGGUGUCCCUGCAGGACAGAAGCGGCUUCCACUUCUGCGGUUCUCUCAUCAGCCAGUCCUGGGUGGUCACUGCUGCCCACUGCAACGCCAGCCCUGGCCGCCAUUUUGUUGUCCUGGGCGAGUAUGACCGAUCAUCGAACACAGAACCCUUGCAGGUUCUGUCCAUCUCUCAGGCCAUUACACACCCUAGCUGGAACUCUACCACCAUGAACAAUGACGUGACGCUGCUGAAGCUCGCCUCGCCAGCCCAGUACACAACACGCAUCUCGCCAGUUUGCCUGGCAUCCUCAAACGAGGCUCUGACUGAAGGCCUCACGUGUGUCACCACCGGCUGGGGUCGCCUCAGUGGUGUGGGCAAUGUGACACCAGCACGUCUGCAGCAGGUGGCUUUGCCCCUAGUCACUGUGAAUCAGUGCCGGCAGUACUGGGGCUCAAGUAUCACUGACUCCAUGAUCUGUGCAGGUGGCGCAGGUGCCUCCUCGUGCCAGGGUGACUCCGGAGGCCCUCUUGUCUGCCAGAAGGGAAACACAUGGGUGCUUAUUGGUAUUGUCUCCUGGGGCACCAAAAACUGCAAUGUGCGCGCACCUGCUGUGUAUACUCGAGUUAGCAAGUUCAGCGCCUGGAUCAACCAGGUCAUAGCCUACAACUGAGCCCACCACAGGCCCCUCCCCAGCUCAACCCAUUAAAGACCCAGGCCCUGUCCCAUCAUGCAUUCACGUCUGUCUUCCUGGCUCAGGAGAAAGGAGAGGCUGUUGAGGGUCCAACUCCCUACUUGGACUUCUGCCAUAGAAGGGGCUGAGUGACUCCGUGAGUAGCAGUGGCUCUUCCUAGAGUAG